ACAGUAGGACCGACCUGGAUUAUUUCCCCCCGGUAAGCCGGUCCUCUUCCAGUCUUCCUCCCUCCCCGCGUCUCCUCCCGGGUCGCAUCUGCCAUCAUCCUCCCCCGACGCGUUCCUCCGGCAGGCGAGCGGCGGCCAGCCCCCACUACCUCGUGCCCCCGCCCCCCACUCCGUCCUCGACCCUGCGGCGGCGCGUCUCAAGGGUCGGCCGGCGUGGAGGAUAGGUGCAGGCGCGCGCAGCCCCCGGCUCCAGGUUUCUGCUGAUAUUCUACUUCCUGUCAUACGUGCUCCAGGGCUAGGAGGGCUGUCUCGUGCUCGAAAUGGCAGAUGGGGACUCGUCCGACUUCACCUUCUGCAAGGUUGAUUAUGCUGAAAAUGAUGGUCAUUUGGACUCCCCUAAUUCCAUCCCUGUGGCAAGUAUGACACUGGAGGAUGUUGACAGUAAUGGUGAGACUAAGAAUGUUCCGGAUGACAAGCAAACAGCCAAUCCAGUUACUGUUCAAAAGUCUAGUUCCAUAUCUAGUCGUGCCAAUAGUGUAUUGCUUCAAGAAAUCAAGAUAGAAGAACCAGUUGUACCAAGCAGUAGCGGAGAGUCUGUGCAGCCAAAUGUAUCAGGUCAACCAAAACCUUCAAAGAAAUCUGCUGUACGUGCAAAGGUUCCUUUUGAGAAGGGCUUUAGUCCAAUGGACUGGCUUAAACUGACUCGUACACAUCCAGAUCUGGCAGGGCUUAAGGGACAGUCAAACCGGAGGCUAAUUUCUUUGGAAGAAGUUAAGCAGCAUAAAACUGGAGAUUGUAUUUGGACAGUUUUGAAAGGCCGUGUGUACAAUAUUGGUCCCUACAUGAAAUUUCAUCCAGGAGGAGUUGAUAUGCUUAGGAAAGGUGCUGGAAAAGACUGCACUGCUUUGUUCAAUAAAUACCAUGCCUGGGUGAACGCAGAGUUCCUCUUGGAGAAAUGCCUCGUGGGAUACCUUGAUCCCAAUGAGUAGAUCAUGCUCUAGCUGGUUCUGAAGAAUGUAAACAGCGCGUUGAUGAAGUAUAGUGCAGAUAGGUUGAUCAACAUUUUCUGCGGAAAAUAGACGAAUAAAUAAAUUUGAUGACGACGGUCCUUGAAGAACAAAUUGUCAUCACUGGUUGCUGCAUAAAAAAGUACUACAUGUUGGGUA
Hordeum vulgare subsp. vulgare (domesticated barley) is the source of this 1166-nucleotide messenger RNA. RefSeq names its product cytochrome b5 domain-containing protein RLF. NCBI's taxonomy places the organism in Eukaryota, Viridiplantae, Streptophyta, Magnoliopsida, Poales, Poaceae. The transcript has 6 exons. The coding region runs from base 321 to 989 and encodes 222 amino acids. Gene Ontology annotation, molecular function: heme binding. The record is from RefSeq and is a predicted model, not a curated record.